AAAAAAUAAAAAGUGCGGUUUAUUUCCAGUCUACAAAAUUAAAGAUGUGUGGUUUUUGUCCACUCUAUAAAAUCCAUGUAUGGGGUUUAUCUACUCUUUACAUUUUUUAGGUGUGGAGUUUUGUCCGUCUUCCAUUUUUUGUGAACUCUAUGAAAAGCCUAAAAAAGGUACGGGAUAUCUUAAAAAAACGCAUUGUUUUCGAUUGUUGGCACAAAAUAUUCUGCUUUUGCCAAUUUAAAUAUUUCUAUUUUAAAUUAAUGCUAAAUUUGCAUUUCUGACACGUGUCUGUAACUUCAAACUUUUAACAACAUUUUUGUAUUUAACUUGACUUGUUAAAUAUAGUUCCAGGUACCCAUUAUGGAUAUAUAAUUCGUCAAUGUCACUUUACCAAUAUUACGUAAAAACAUUCAAAUAUUUUAAAGUUGUGGUGUAAACACUGCCUUCACGAUUAUUUCUAUUGGAUGUUUUCAGCAGGAAGAUCACGAAAGAGUUAUGUGUUAUAGGGAUUGAAAAUAGAUUAAACAGAAACUUACAUAAUAACAACGACCGAUAUUUUGUUUUUAGUUUGGCAAAAUAUCUAUUAGCCUCUUUUUAGAUUGAAUAACAAGGAAGUUUAGAAUAGAUGUUUAAAACCAAUUUUAAUUUACAAUUUGUGAAAAGUACAUGGAAAGUUACCCACAUAUCGACGAUGAAGACGAACGUUCGCUUUAUAAUAUUAUUUUUGGUGAUAUUGUUACGCUGCAAGUGCGCAGUAGGAGCUUGUGAAACUGGCUCUUGGGGAGAUAACUGCGAUAAAAAAUGCCCGACAAAUUGUGACAGGUCAUGUGACAAGUUAAAUGGUAUCUGCACUCGUUGUCACAGAGGAUUUUGGGAUAGUUAUUGUAACAACACCUGCAGUGUUUAUUGCAGUGGAAGCUGUUAUAAAGAUGACGGAAAAUGUUAUUCUUGCAGAAACAAAUUGUGGGGUGACAUAUGUGAUAGGCCUUGCAUUGUUCACUGUACCAGUUGUGAUAGAUAUAAUGGGAAGUGUCGUAAUUGUGAAUUGGGAUUUUGGGGUGAAUUUUGCAAUAAGACUUGUGCUUCAACUUGUUAUUCGUGUGAUGAAAAUAAUGGACGUUGCGAUUCUUGUAAAGGCUACAAUUGGGGUCCUUAUUGCAAUAAUACUUGCAAUUUCCCGUGUAGGAGAUGCGAUAUAAACUCUGGACAAUGUGAUUAUUGUACAUAUGGACGCUGGGGUACAUUCUGUAAUAACACUUGUCGUGUUGGUUGCUCUAAUACAUGCUCAAGAUUUACUGGAUAUUGCGACUCGUGUAAUAAUGGAUAUUGGGGAACCAAUUGCAAUAAAACAUGCAGUAAAAAUUGUCAGAGUUGUUAUAGAAGCAAUGGUGCCUGUUCGAUUUGUAAAAAUGGUUACUGGGGUAUAUCAUGUAAAAAUAAAUGUGUCGGGAGUUGUUCGUCAAAUGCAUGCGACAAAGAUUCGGGGGAAUGCAGAAGUUGUCCAACUGGUAAAUGGGGAAGCUACUGUGAAAAUUUGUGCAGGAAAUCGUGCUCCUGGAACUGUAAAAAACAGACAGGCGAAUGUGCAUGUAAAGCUGGAUACUGGGGUACAGAUUGCUUGAACAUGUGCAAUGAAUCAAAUUGUGAUGUAUGCUCACAAGCAGAUGGAUUGUGUACAAGAUGCAAGCCUGGCUUUUGGGGCGUUAGGUGCGACUUUAAAUGUAAGUCAGGUACAUGCCUUCAAUGCUAUAUCGACAGUGGAUUAUGCAGUGUUUGUCGACUUGGACGAUUUGGAACACUUUGUAAGAAUAUAUGCAGACAUGGAUGUCCUUGUUGCAGCAUCUCUUCUGGAGCAUGCUCCUUUAGUUGCCCGGGUACAAUUGACGCGGUUGGCAAUAAAUUGACAGUCAGUGAGGAGCCGGCACAAGGAAUAAGUUACAUAACAGUUAUAAUCUCUGUGGUUACUAGUUUGGUUGUUGUUGUAACAGGAGUUGGAACAUUUAUCUUCCUUAAAUCUAGAUUCAGGCAAACAAAACGCAAGAAAAGUGCGGACAUGCAAGGUUCUUUAUCAGAGAUGUCUGGUACACCCACUACACAAACAUCUCAAGGUACAAGAAAUGAGAUGAACAUCGAUGUUGCGGAGCCUGUUAACACAUCAGAUGAUCAUACUUACGAGAAACUAAAAUAAUAAAGAAUGUUAUGUAGAACCAGUUUUACUGCACAAAGUACCACUUGAUGUGCAAAAAAGGUUCUGAAGAAUUUUUUAUCAUAUCACAUAUCAAUCUUAACAAAAUAUGCUUGGUUUAAAAAUUCGGAAACAACAACACAAUUGCUUUGUUGAAAUGUUUAAAAAGAAAUUUUAUAAGAUUGUUUGAUAGAUAUUGUAAAAAUGCCUUAGUGGUUGAUGUAAAAAAUAACAGGAAUCUGAACAUUUUGCCGGGACAUAACAUAAUGGGACAUGCAACUAUCGACCAGAUAAGCUCAAGUGUGUACAUCAAAUAUACACACGACGUUAGUAUUUGAAGUGAAAACGCUGAAACAUUUUCAUACUUACUGAUAAUACCAUAUCAAUGCAAAAGGUUGGCUUAUAAUAGUUGGCUUAUAAUUGUUGCUUGUCACGCUCAAAAAAUAUUCUUUUGCAAUGAUCGUGGCGCUUGCGCCUGAUUGGAUAAGAAGAUAACGAGAUGCCUAUCUCAGUUCGAUUGUUUCGUUGUAUUAUGUCUCAGAUAUUCAACUUAUCAACUGAUGAUCUUAAUCAAUUAAUAAUUUAUUACUAAAAAAUUAUUUUCCCUAACGUGUGUUUCAAUCAAAUUAAAAUCGUGUACUUAUAAACAUUUUUUAUAAUUCGUACAAUUAAGUGUAUCAGUAUAUAUACUGUUUGAAUUUUUGUUCUUCUAGAAGUUUUUUUCCUGAAAUUUGAUCGUUUUUUUCAAUAGCCUGUAUUCCAUACCUAAGAUUAGAUACUAUUAUGCUUUCAUAGAUAAAUAUUCUAUAUUUCCAAAAAAGGAACAUUGCACAAGUGGUUCAGCUUUUUAAAUAUGCUUUACAUUUUCAGCCAAAAUUUUUUUGUAUCAUUCAUAACACAUACACAUUUGAGUGUAACAGUAGGAUAAAGAGUGAGUCACCAGUUCACCAGUUCAUUUAUUUCUUAAUAUAAGUAAUAUUAGAUGAUGUAUCAAAACUAUAAAUUUGUUCAACAUUAUUUGUUAUAGGAGCUUCUCUUAGAAAUAAACACAUGGAGCAUUUCAGCAACCGUAUUCAUGAUAUUUAUAACA
Ruditapes philippinarum (Manila clam) is the source of this 3272-nucleotide messenger RNA. Its product is annotated as multiple epidermal growth factor-like domains protein 10. Gene Ontology annotation, molecular function: scavenger receptor activity. Bases 623 to 2185 code for a protein of 520 amino acids. The record is from RefSeq and is a predicted model, not a curated record. NCBI's taxonomy places the organism in Eukaryota, Metazoa, Mollusca, Bivalvia, Venerida, Veneridae. The transcript is spliced from 5 exons.